Molecule: messenger RNA, 1733 nt
Organism: Somion occarium
Lineage: Eukaryota; Fungi; Basidiomycota; Agaricomycetes; Polyporales; Cerrenaceae
Source: the annotation of a GenBank genome assembly
AAGCUAUGGCACAACAAGUCCAAACAACUCUCACCCAAGUGUGACUCGAUCAAAGUGUUUCCGAUGCAAGUUAAUAUUUCGUCCAAGGCACUGCACCCUCGGAUUGUUCACGCUCACCUCUAUUCGAUCUCAAGAAUACACUUUCAAAUAUAUCAUCUGGCUGCCAAAACAUAAAAGACGUCUGACACUCGCACUUGACGUUAAAACGCACACUUCAAUCUGCAGAACCUUACCAAAACGUUGAUACAGGGCUUGCCUCGAGCAAUGCAAUUCGAAAUCGUUGCGAAAUGUCCCACGACAAAGGCCAGGGUAUCUAGAUUGAAGCUUUCUCAUGGAACGACGGCUCUUCCUACCUUCAUGCCGGUAGCUACACAAGCUGCGAUCAAAGGCCUGACGUCGCAACAAGUCGAGGCACUUGGGAUUAACUUGAUAUUGAAUAAUACAUAUCACCUGAACCUGCGCCCUGGUAUGAAGAUCGUGAAGGAGGCAGGAGGAGCCCAUAAGUUUCAAGGGUGGAACCAUAACCUUCUUACUGACAGUGGCGGAUUCCAACUAGUGUCUCUGAGCAAAUUCACGAAGAUCACCGAAGAAGGCGCUCUAUUCUCAAGCCCCUUUGACGGUGAACUGACCAUGUUGACGCCAGAAGAAUGCAUGUCAAUACAACACACGAUUGGUGCAGAUAUCAUUAUGCAGCUAGAUGAUGUAGUAUCAAGUCUGACGACUGGACCACGGGUUGGCGAAGCUAUGUGGCGAACUAUACGUUGGCUCGAUCGAUGUAUUGAGACGCACGAGAAGUCCGGCAAAACAGAGACCCAAAACCUCUUUGCUAUCGUCCAAGGUGGACUUGACCCAGACCUUCGAGAUCAAUGUCUAGAUGAGAUGAUCAAGAGAAAGGAUCGUGUCGCGGGAUAUGCGAUCGGCGGGUUGAGUGGAGGAGAAGAGAAAGAUAUAUUCUGGAGAGUAAUCAAGCAAUGCACAGAUAAACUACCUGAAGAUCGGCCAAGAUAUUCAAUGGGAAUUGGCUUUGCGGAAGACUUGCUCGUAUGCGUGGCGUUGGGUGUGGAUAUGGCCGACUGCGUUUUCCCGACACGAACAGCUCGAUUCGGCGUGGCAUUGACAUUCAACGGACCUCUAAAUCUCAAAUCUAGCAAAUAUGCGACAGACUUCGGGCCCAUCGAGAAAGGAUGUCCUUGUCCAACAUGUUCCGAUGGUCAAUCUCGUGCUAUGCUAAAUCAUAUAGUCACUUUAGAGACUGCUGCUGCUCACGCCAUCACUCAACAUAACCUCGUAUUUCAAGCGCGGGUGAUGGGUGGAGUGCGAAAUGCAAUCAUCGCCGGAACAUUCCCCCAGUACCUCAAAACCUUCUUCGCUCAGUAUUUUGGUAAUGAAGGAUACCCUGAGUGGUGCGUAAAUGCUCUCAGAAGCGUUGGCGUAGAUCUACUUGCAGACAGGCCAGAUGUUCGGGUAGUACCAGGACAGGGUGCAAAAUGGGAUAGAGCACAGCAGUAGACGAGGUUUCAGGACGCACGAUAGUGCAAGGCACAUGUCACUGAGCCGGCAAGGAAGUCUACAGACCAUCUUGACCCUUUUCACUGAAUGAGAUAGAAAGUAACGUUCUCAGUCAAUGUUGGGGCUAAUGACUGGUGUACACCCAUCGAAAGGAGGGUAUAUAUGUCUAAGAGAGUAGCUAUGAAACUUCAGAAGGAAUAUAAUUAUAAAGAGGUGAUACACGA